CGAGGACCUCAACGCCGCCGCCAUCAAGGCCUGGACCACCAGUAGCACUACCGGCGGCGAGGCCCUGCUCGAGGAGCGCGUGCAGGCGCUGGACGCGGUGCUGUGCGGCCUCUGGGCCAUGGGCGAGCCGGGCGGCAGGUACGCGCGCGUGGUGCGCCGGUUCGAGAGGUGGGCCGACGCGCUGCGCGCCGUGGUCGAGCGCCGCGACGACGAGGGGGGGCUCGUGGCUGGCGGCGGUGGUGGCGACGACGUCGCCUUCGUCGAGGUUCUCGACCCGGCCUGGCGCGACGAGUGCGCCGCGCUGGCCCGCAAGCUGGGCGGCUGGCGCAGGCAGCUCGUGGGCCUCGCCGUCCGCGGCGGCGACGGACAGGCGGCGACGUCAAGCCUGGCCGUCGUCCUGGCCGCGUGCCGCGAGCUGGUCCACGACAUGCUUGCCGAGCUCGAUGUCAUGGAACGCAUCGAGCGCGAGGCGCUGAGGCAGGAGACCGAGUGGAUCGAGCACAUGAGCCGGGACGACGGCAGUGAUGAUACCCUGAAGGCCGGAGCGAUAUGGAGGGUUUUGUGAUUUGGGUCUCGCCUUUUCUCUCCUCUUUCUGCAUUCUUGGAGCAAUGAGCCUCUUAUUUUUUUUAUUCCGCCAUUUGCGCCUGUUUUCAUUUCUUCGAGCUCCACGUUGCUGAGAUCAUGCUUGGCAUGAGCUCACAUACGAACAUUUUUCAUGCACUGAUCACCUCUAUUACACGAUUUCACUCCCUCUCUUCCUCUUCUUCAGGUCAGUGGGCUUAUUUCAAGACUGACUUGUAAAUAUUGACCCAGAUUGCCACUAUCAAUCUUUAGGGGCUAUGUACUCAUGAAGGCUAUACGAUAUGUGAAAACGAAAACCAACUGAACCCCAAGAAAAGCAGCACAUACCAUCCCUCCAAAAACGCCAGGAAUCCGAGCCAAAUCGCACUCAUGCCCCCAAUCCUCUACCAUCCGAUGCAGGUCAGGCAGCCCACAGGGUGCACCAUCGAUUUGACCGGC
Messenger RNA from Gaeumannomyces tritici R3-111a-1, 1021 nucleotides. RefSeq lists its product as hypothetical. Lineage: Eukaryota; Fungi; Ascomycota; Sordariomycetes; Magnaporthales; Magnaporthaceae. The coding region runs from base 119 to 565 and encodes 148 amino acids. The record is from RefSeq and is a predicted model, not a curated record. The transcript has a single exon.